GGCUGAGGAAUGUAUCAUGACUUAACUCAAGAGGAGAGGAGGUCCAAUCGAUGCGGUUCUAAAAUACAGGGAGAGUUUGGUGUUUGCGGCGGUGGAGGAGUAGUUGCGAUGAGAUGAACGACCACAAUGCGGUGGCUAUGGUUGGCGUUAGUGCUGCUGGUUACGACAGUCAUAGCGCUCAAUGGAAACCCUCCCCCUCUCGUUAUCACCAGACACCACCUAGGUGACAUCUUCUCAACCUCUGAUUCUCCAUGCUCCUCCGACGUUUGCGUAGGGAGGAGCAGUGGCACAGCGGGGCUGGAGAAGAAUCAGGGGUUCCCAAACAACCAAUGCACCUGCCAGUGCAUGCCAAACUUACCCAUCUUUAGAGAUGACAAACAUAUUUGCGUGGAUGACUUGAACGAAUGUACUUUGGCCCCGUUUGUCUCCGGUUCAACGGUGCAAAAGAUUCCAUUCGUUUUUCUACCAUUGAAGGGGCAAAUUGUUUACCCAAGCGCUGAAAUUCAAUUCAGAGGAAGCGUCACACCUAUGUGCGUCGUCUCGAAAGCAUUAUUCCUCACAGGCGGGGGAUGGGCUGAUCUGCGAAACCGCUCUGAUACUGAACCGCCCUUUAGACUUUUUCGAGACGAAGGAAGAACCUUCUUGAGAUGGUUGGGGGACGCGGACCUGAGGCUGAGCAUGGAGGGGCGUCUCAUAAAGGUGGACUUGAUUUGCAAGGAGGUCGACAAGAUGAACCUGCAAGACCAACAAAUAUUCACUCCGUGUGUGGCAUUUCGAGUCGCCGGCACCCCAAGCGUGCGGGAGGUGUCGUUUUCAGCGGACAUGCGGAACGCGGUGGGGAAGGAAGCGGACACUCGGAGCCUUUCGGCAGCGGAGCAGAUAGCGAUCGGGAUCUUCUGUCUGUCGAUCGGGUUCAUCUACGUGGCGGCCAUCUACUUCUACCUGCGGAAGCGGCACAGGAUCAAGCACGGCUGCUUCAAAGGCGACACCGAGAGCGUGGACGGCAACACCCGCGACUCGCUCAUCAUCCCGGAUGAAGGUGUCGUCAAGAACAACCCGCUGCUCCAGCACUGUCCGGAAGGGCAGGACAACGAGGGCUUCCUCUCCGAGUCCGGCGGCAGCUGCUGCUCCGACACCGAGCGCUCAGAGAACUGCCUCGAUGAUAAGAUGCAGCGGACCUGGGCGAUGGUCCACCCACGGCGGCACGGGGGAGGGGGCGGGGGCGGGAAUGAAGGGCAGGGGCACGGGCAGGGGGGCGAGGGAUCGGAGGAGGGGAUCUACAACAUGGAGCCCCUCCAGUUAUCUGAUCAGAACACAAUAGAGCGGCUGCCGGAAGAGAACGUGUCCAUCGUGGAAACGCUGGAGCAGCGCGAGGACCGGCCCGAAACUGUCAAAGCCAUGACCUGCGCCAACGCCCGCAAAAAGCUCUACUUCAACCCAGCCUAUUUCGAGCCCGAGCUUCUUUUAGCCCCGCCACCAGCUGCGAUCGAAUUUUUAACUAAAAUUCGAGAGGUAAUAGCGAUUGCAAAGCACAAGAUGGCUGCCAAAAAAUUCACCCCGAACCUGAUCGGGAUCCCGGAGGAAGACUACGGAAACCCGUUGCGACCCACGAGUAGAAUGUCGAGUGUCCGGAGUAGCCGCCACGGUGGCGCCUCCUACAGACACGAACGAAGCCGCCCGAGCAGCCUGAUCAAAGAGGAGCACGGUAGAGCUGGCAGGAGCAGUAUCAUCAGCUGCGAGGAUUGUCCCGACUGCCAACGAGAGCUGCAGCAACAAGAAAACGUCUGCCGCCACUGCUACAACAACAACCACCACCAGGCCGAGACCAAACAAAAGAGCAUACGCAAAUGGCUCCAGGACGUACCCCUCCAGCCCAAGUGUCCUCUGAGCGAUUCGGAGUCUGUCGCAUCUUCUAAAUGCAGCCGCAGAAGCUGCCACAAUAGAGCCAUCGCCAAAAGACACGGUUUGGAUGACCACCACUUCAGCUCGCGAUUGAUGCCCAGUGGAACUGCCAUAAAAUUCAUCGAGAACGAAUUCAACGACCAGUCCAGCAUCAUGAGUGGUAGGUCGGGUAACAGCGGGAAGAGUGGCCGAAGUGGCCGCAGUGCCCGUAGUGGGAAGAGCGCUCAAAGCGCCACCAGCUAUAGGAGCGGUCGGUCCUGUCGGUCAAACCUCAGUAGGAAGUCCAUCGCGUUUUCCAACCUGCCAUACGUGAACCAGCAGAACGAAAUUAACCGCAUGAAAACGAUUCAGGAAGACCUCAUGUCCACUGCAGAGUCGGAGGGUAGGAAGAAUGGUAGUAACGCAGCAAGCAGAACGAAAAUGAAGCCUCCUCCUUGCCCUCCGCCUCCUCCACCUCCACCUUCCAUGUGCAGUGGAGAUACCGGGGUGGUAGACACGGAGUCCCUUGCCGAGUCAUCGGUGAGCAAAGAGAACUUCAAAGUACCGAAAGUGGCCAAGAAGCUGAUGGACGCUGUCAUCAAAGAGUUCGUUGGUGUGCGAGGCUUGAACGACACGGAUCCGAGGGAAGAGCAACCGUCACCAGUAGAGGAGGAGUUCAGAGCUGAACCCGUGGUAAAUCCACCGCCCCAUCGAUCUAAAAUCUCAGAGACGAGGUCGCCGCUACCUAUGAAGAAGAACGGAGAGUCUAAACUCAACAGUAAGAUAAUAGUGCACCAACACAACCCAGCAUUGAAUGCAACCGACAUCGAAAAAGACGACAAUAGUUCUCCUGCGCCGGUUGCAGAAACCGAAAAAACAAAGGUAGGAGUUGCUGUGGAAAACACGAGCAAACCCAUUCCUCCGCUUCGGUUGGAUUCACUGAAGAGCAGAGAUGAGGGCCGGUUGUCGGACUUCGAAACGGACAGUUUGGACAAGUCCAUCUACGACCUCAACGGAGACGAUAGAGGCAUAAGGACUCCUUCCGAUUACGGCGACGUUCUGAUCAAGAGAACUGAGUUGAACAACGGGUUGAUUCACUGCUCUCGCCUACCUAUGGACGAAGAGGUGGAGAUGAGGAACGACAUUCUGAACAUGACGACGGGCAACAAGACGAUAUCAAAAAUGGCGCGGAGUCCACGACCACCCUUGAUCGAGGACCACGAAUACGAGAUUAUAUCGAUGGCGCAGAACGAGAUUCAGACUGGUCGACCCAUGAGUAAGAACGACAUAUUAGCAGAUCACACCGAACCAGAGGGUUACAGCCUGGUGAGCGAGGUAUAUAUCAACGACACUUUUGGUUCCGGCUCCACGAGCAACUCCUCGAGCCUCACCAGUAACCAGACAAACCCACCGGAGCCACCCAAUGGCAAGGACGCCAAGAUCCACUAUAAACAGCAGCCGGGGCAUCUUAUGAUCGAGGUGGAAGAUACGGACCACACUUACAACCCGGAUGACUCGGACAGCUUCGAACCGGACACUCUCGAUAGAAAACCCGUGUCAAACAAGCUGAAACCCUUCGAGAACAACAACAAUCUCAUAAGCGCCUUCAACAAGAAUCGCGCGGUGCCCGAUAGCAUCUACACAGACUAUGAAUUCACCGACAGCCUCGAGAGACCACCGCAUGCCAACGGCGGUUUCAAACGCGAUAGAACGCUCAACGAAGACUUGAACGAGCUCUUGAACAAAGUGACCAAUUCUCACAAUAUCGGCAAUUUGAGAGCCAUCUUCGAGUCGAAGCAAAACAACCUGAAGAAAGCCAACGCCAAACCGGAGAAGAAGUACAUGAACCACAAAACCAGGGCCGAGAUCGAGAUGAAUCAGCUCAAUUUAAGAAACGAUAAGAACUCGCGGAUUGAUAAGAACUCGAAGAGCGAAAAGGGCUCUCGAAGAGACAAGAACUUGAGAUCCGAUAACAGCUUGUCCUCCUCGAUGACGAACGGCGGCGACGAUAGCGACACGGAUUAUUCGACACUCUCGUGGGACACGGAGAAGGACUACGGCAAGUUCUUGAACGUGGACUCGAAGCAGGCGCGACGACAGAGACCACCGUCUCCGCCGAAGCCGUUCAUCGAGUUGAAGCCCCCGCGGCCCCCGAAACCGAGCGACUACUACAACGAGAUCGAGCUGAGGAGCGUGGACAAGACGCCACCCCUCCCGCCGCGCUCCAUCAAACCACCCUUGCCGCCAAAAAACGCCAUGGUCAGAAGCACCAGAGACAAAGUAGGGUUACCUCCUAGGAUCACCAAGCUCAGCCUGAGCGACAUGAACCGUCGACCGUUGCCCGAACUCCCGAAUGUUACCAACUCAGCUCCGCACAAGACCACCCCUGCUGCUUCUGGCCGGACCAAGAGCCCCAUCUCCUCGGACUACGAGGCCAUGAAUACGGACGGUCGACAAGGCGACGACAACGACGAGAAGCCCAAGGCCAAACUCCUCAUCGGCCCCAACGGAACCAACGGGAAGCGCAGCAAGAAGCGACUCUGGCGACACUACACCGAGGACUCCGGCUACUUGAGCACCGACUCCAAUGAGUCCAACGAGAACCGCAAGAGAGUUUUGAGCGAGAUCAUAUCCGGCAGCGAGACCGACGAGUCCUUCGACGGUGCCAGCGAGUCCGGGGCUGAGAGUAUGGCAACCGACUCUUUUUUCUACGGUAACAAUUUCCGCAAGACGCCCAACACGCCCAAGUCUGGUUCCCUGUCCGUUGAUAGCGGUCUCAACCAGAGUGAUUCCGACAGUAAUGUUAGUUUCGUCACCGUUCUCCCCACAGAGAAUAAAAAUGCCAAAAUUUUAGCAAAGGGCAACCUGCAAAAGGUUUUAGCUGACGGUGGCAGACAGUAGGUUUUUGCCGAAAUAUUAAUUUAUGGGCCUGUACCUGAUGAUCAACAUUUCGUCACCUUCCAGGCAAAGUAUCACAAGCGCCAUGCGACGUUUAAAAAUU
Messenger RNA from Bemisia tabaci, 4882 nucleotides. RefSeq names its product shavenoid (gene sha). Gene Ontology annotation, biological process: imaginal disc-derived wing hair organization. Gene Ontology annotation, cellular component: cell cortex. NCBI's taxonomy places the organism in Eukaryota, Metazoa, Arthropoda, Insecta, Hemiptera, Aleyrodidae. The record is from RefSeq and is a predicted model, not a curated record.